Molecule: messenger RNA, 816 nt
Organism: Alternaria alternata
Lineage: Eukaryota; Fungi; Ascomycota; Dothideomycetes; Pleosporales; Pleosporaceae
Exons: 2
Source: RefSeq, a predicted model, not a curated record
AUGAACAACUACUCUUUCCUGGAGUCCUCCCAGCAACAAGCCGCCCAACAACAGCAGCAGCACAAUCAAAACCGCCCACCACCUUCUCCUUCACAUUCACAAGCGGGCAGCAUAGCAGGUUCGCAAGUCAACGGCGGCGGCCAGAACGGCAUUCCAAUGGUCAAUGGCUUGCCAAGUGGGGGCCAGCAGACGGACAUGAACCAUCUGUGGGCGGUGGUGCAGCAGUUGAGUCAAUUACUAGAGGAGAACAAGGCGCAAACGAGGGGCAUUGUGGAGGGUGUCGCUGCGAUACAGGGGAGGGCUGCACAAGAAGAGGGAGGCGAAGUCGGCGGUGGACUUAAUCUGAGAGGUGGAGGAGGGGUGGCCAUGAGGGAGGUUAAUGGCGAGAUAAAUGCAGCAACAGUCGCAAAUCUACAAUCACAGCUUACGGCCGCGCAAUCCACAAUCGCAUCCUUGACCUCCACGAACUCAUCGCUCUCAACCCUCCUUACCGACUACGAAUCUGCCUUGACUCUUCUUCUCGAUAAAUUACGUCCUUAUGCUUAUUCUCAAACCUCAGCCAUGCUCGCCCUUCACAAAUACUAUCAAAGCCUCCUUGAUCAAGAACGCUCAACAUCCAUGGGGCUGCGGCUCGAACAUGCAGACUGGCAAGCAGGGUUGAGUCGCGUGGCAGAGAACGCAAGGAACGCACUGCGAUGCCAGAGUGAAAUCGAGCAAGGCUUAAGGGGUAGAUGCAAAGAGUUGGGCGAGGAGAAUAGGGUGUUAAGACGUAUGGUGGGGUGGGAAGAGAGGGAAAGCAGUGAUGAUGAGGCCGAG